Darwinula stevensoni is the source of this 321-nucleotide messenger RNA. The record is from the annotation of a GenBank genome assembly. Lineage: Eukaryota; Metazoa; Arthropoda; Ostracoda; Podocopida; Darwinulidae.
AUGAAGGGGUUGUGGAAGAGCGGGGAGGGAGGGAGUGAGGAAGUGGGCAGUGGGAAAGGUGGUAGUGGGCAUUUGCAACAUGUCCAUUCGUUGCCGGUCCCCGUGCCCGUUCCGGUCCCCUCACCCCCGUGGGGGAGGAAGAGGAGGACGUCGACCACCAAGAGGCGAGCGGAAUCUGUGGAUGUCCGGCAUCCACCGACUAGGCGCAGCUCGUCCUCCAUCAGCCGCUCAGAGAGCUACCGAGAGCGCGCACAGCGAAAACAUAAUCGAGAGAAGAGGAAGCACAGCGACCCCAAUCUCCCUCCAUCCAAGUCGAAGUGA